GCGAUCGUCCCGCAGCGUCCGCCGGCACCGCGCUGAUUGCGGGGUCGUCCUCCCGCACCCCCCACCCCUGAGGGCGCGGGGCAGCCUCCGCCGGGACUUCAUGUCUGUGCUGUGUCCCCUGCCCUGCCCUGAUUAUCUGAGAUCAGCUGAAAUGACUGAAGUGAUGAUGAACACCCCAGCUAUGGAUGAGAUUGGGCUAAGCCCCCGCAAGGACGGCCUGUCGUAUCAGAUCUUCCCCGAUCCCUCCGACUUUGACCGCUACUGUAAGCUGAAGGACCGCCUGCCCUCCAUCGUGGUGGAGCCGACGGAGGGCGACGUGGAGAGCGGUGAGCUGAGAUGGCCACCCGAAGAGUUCCUCGUGCAGGAGGAGGAGGAGGAAGAGGAGGAAGAAGAGAACUGUGAAGAUGCAAAGAAGGACAACAAGGAGCAAUAAAUGGCACCAGAGGAAAGGCAAGGGACUGCACCCUUCUGAAGGAAGAGCCACGCUUCUUUUGAAAGUCUUUUUAAAGGAAAAGACAAGUUCAACUUUGCACCUGCGAGAUCUUAGUUAUUUUGUAAUUCUCUGUAUUGAGAACUGAAGCCCUCGGUGUCACCAGACCUCCUGAGGAAGGAAGGAAGUAACGCAGAGAAAUGUUUGCUGUUCUCGAGAUCAUUAUCUGUAUUUUUCCGAGGUGGAGGCAGCAGUGAAAUUCCAAGCACAUGGCAGAGGGUGACCAUGCGAGGGACCGCUGGAGGGGGGAGCUCGGGGAGGGGGAGGAAAGCCAGAGGCGGCGGCAGCGCUCGGUACGGAGCUGCCUCCAGCUACAAGCAUGAGAACAGAGCUGUAAUCCCUCAGAUUUGCCUUUCUUACAGCUUCCAUUUGUGUGUCAGGGGGUGGAAGGGUGUCCGUAGUGAGGAAUGGCUGAAGGCUCUACUGUUGAGGGGCCUGUAGCUCUCCCCAGUUUGGCACCUCCCUAGGGUAACGUGAGCGUCCGUAGGAAUAAUUGGGUUUCUUGCUCUUGCUGUUGAGCCUAUUUUCCAGCCACUUUUCCCAAAGCUGUUUUCUUCCCCUCUGCCUUUAGACUCUUCGUUGCUGAUCAGCUGUAUUUGCAGGGUAAUAUUAGGCUGCUGCUUGUCAUCUCUACUGCGAGGCCCUAGUUUAUCUUGCCGGUGGUUAGUGUGAGGUAAUGCGCACUGGAUGGAAAGAUGCUUUUGUCUGCAGCAAGAGCUCACAUAGGUUUGAACACCUCAGAUUUUCCUCUCCUAUUUGCUGAGGCUGCUUUGAUCUCCUCUUGUACAGCUCCCAGAGCCAGAGAGUGGAGGUUAAGCCUCCUUACCUUGGUGUCCGCGAGGCUGUAGGGUUUUAUGUCUCCAGCUUGCUGGUCAAUGGCCUUGAGAGAGCUGGGGUGAGGGAUCUCUUCCAGCUUUGCACUGCAGGACAAGCUGGUAGGGGUGUGCAUAGUAGGGAGCGCUGCCAGACCUGAGGUAAUCCAAAGAUGAAACACUUCGAUCUAGUGUGGAUCACCAGUGGGAAAGGGGGGUUUGCAGAAGGGGUCUGUUGGGAGAGGAUUAGCUUGGGUGUCCUGAGACAAGGUGUGGUUUUGCUUCAUAGCAAGGGGAAAACAUUCAUGAGCUGCAGAGUGGCUUGCAGAGUCUGUGGUUGUGUCCUCUUCACCAUAUCCUGCUUCAAGGAAAAGUCAUCUGUCUCUGUUUGGGGAGGAGGCCAGUCUGCUGCCAGACACAGUAACCUGCUGCUUGGCUGGAAAGAGAUCUUGCAGCUUUGGGGACCAGCUUGGGAGCCAAUUGGUCUUGGGCUAGGAUGAGAACAGGUACCACCUAAACCAAAUCUGGGGUCAUGGAAGAGAAAAAGAAAUGUCAAGGCCUUAACCAAACUUUCAUAAUAAUCCCAGUGCCACCCUCCCCCUUUGCUUAUAACUGGUUCCAUUUUUAAAACCUAUUUGGACAUGUGUGUAUUUGUAUUUUUAAUACCUCAUGAGUAGUAAAACGCUGGUGGGGUUGGGAACUGCUUUUAACAUAUUGGCAGGAUUGUUUUAGUCUUGUCUUGCUCGUGUUUAAACAUAAUGGCAAUAAUUUAUCAGCUCUGCAUAACUGUUUCGGACAGAUAGGAGUUUGGAGAGGAGUUAGCACAAAGCAGGAGAAAUUCAGUGUUCCUACACUGCGGCUGGUCUCCAGUCCAGCAACGCAGACCCGGUUAUACAUGCUCCCUGCCUGUCUUGGUGUACAGUUGAUCACCAAACGGUCAUGAUGUGGUGAUACCAUUUUCUCUAGUGAUGGAUUCAGCUGUUGUACCUGUAACACUUGUUCUAGUCUUGCUGUCUUACUGGAAUGAGCUUGUACACCUGCAUACCAGCCAGUCAUCUUACUUCUAAGUGUUACUCUCUAUUGGUCUCUACUGUCUGUACCACCAAGUCAAAGCUGUAUAUCAAAGAUAUUACCGUAUGGGCAGCAGUGAGAUGGCAAUCCUUGGACUUUAGACCUGCUGUCUGCCCUAAAGACCUGCGUAUUUCUGUCUGCAUCCUUUUUUUGGAAGUAUUGUGUAUAUUUCUAUUUGUCGUUGAACGUAUCUAAAGAACAAAGCACUCCAGUAAAUCUCCUGUUGUAUGAUAUACAUUCUAUAUUUCUGUAAUUCUUUUUGAGCCUCAGGGAGAAGCUAGCAUUUUUUUCAAACUACAUUUUUGUCACUGUGACAGUUGUAAAUAAAGUUUGAAAAUGCUUUCCAAA
Messenger RNA from Neopsephotus bourkii (Bourke's parrot), 2721 nucleotides. RefSeq names its product LBH regulator of WNT signaling pathway (gene LBH). The coding region runs from base 101 to 433 and encodes 110 amino acids. Gene Ontology annotation, cellular component: nucleus. The transcript has 3 exons. Lineage: Eukaryota; Metazoa; Chordata; Aves; Psittaciformes; Psittacidae. The record is from RefSeq and is a predicted model, not a curated record. Gene Ontology annotation, biological process: positive regulation of DNA-templated transcription.